This is a messenger RNA of Antrostomus carolinensis (chuck-will's-widow), 1917 nucleotides long. RefSeq names its product plastin-1. Gene Ontology annotation, biological process: actin filament bundle assembly; actin filament network formation. Bases 1 to 1917 code for a protein of 638 amino acids. NCBI's taxonomy places the organism in Eukaryota, Metazoa, Chordata, Aves, Caprimulgiformes, Caprimulgidae. Gene Ontology annotation, molecular function: actin filament binding; calcium ion binding. The record is from RefSeq and is a predicted model, not a curated record. Gene Ontology annotation, cellular component: actin filament; cytoplasm; actin filament bundle. The transcript is spliced from 16 exons.
AUGGAAAACAAUAUAACUACUAUCUCUCGUGAAGAGCUUGAAGAUCUAAGAGAAGCAUUCAGUAAGAUAGAUAUUGACAACAGCGGGUAUGUCAGUGAUUAUGAGCUUCAAGACCUAUUUAAAGAAGCAAGUCUGCCCUUGCCCGGUUACAAAGUCCGUGAGAUUGUAGAAAAAAUCAUUGCAGUGACAGAUACCAACAAGGAUGGGAGAAUCAACUUUGAAGAAUUUGUCUCUAUAAUUCAGGAACUGAAAAGUAAAGAUGUUAGCAAAUCUUUCCGAAAAUCAAUAAACAAAAAGCAAGGAAUUACAGCAAUUGGAGGAACAUCAGCAAUCUCUAGUGAGGGGACACAGCACUCUUAUUCAGAGGAGGAAAAAGUUGCUUUUGUUAAUUGGAUAAAUAAAGCUCUACAAGAUGACCCAGACUGUAAACACCUCCUACCUAUGAACCCAUCAGAUGCCAGUCUUUUUAAAUCUCUUGCAGAUGGCAUUCUUCUUUGCAAAAUGAUCAACUUUUCACAACCAGAUACAAUCGAUGAAAGGGCUAUUAAUAAGAAGAAACUCACUCCUUUCACUAUUUCUGAAAACCUAAACCUGGCUCUGAACUCAGCAUCUGCUAUUGGCUGUACAGUUGUUAAUAUCGGAUCACAAGAUUUGCAAGAAGGAAAACCACACUUGGUGUUAGGACUCUUGUGGCAGAUCAUUAAAGUUGGUCUUUUUGCCGAUAUUGAGAUCUCCAGAAAUGAAGCUCUUAUUGCCUUGCUAAAUGAAGGGGAAGAACUAGAUCAGUUAAUGAAGCUUUCCCCAGAAGAGCUCUUGCUACGCUGGGUGAACUACCAUCUGACCAAUGCGGGAUGGCAGAAAAUCAGUAACUUCAGCCAAGACAUUAAGGAUUCAAGAGCAUACUACCAUCUGUUAAAUCAGAUUGCACCCAAAGGAGAUGACCUUGAUGAAUUGCCCAUUAAAAUUGACUUUUCAGGAUUUCAUGAUAAAAAUGACUUGAGGAGGGCUGAAUACAUGCUCCAACAGGCAGAUAAAUUGGGCUGCAGACAGUUUGUAACUCCAGCUGAUGUGGUUGCAGGCAACCCUAAACUCAAUUUGGCUUUUGUUGCAAAUCUCUUUAACACACAUCCAGCCCUACACAAGCCUGACAAUUCAUCUUAUGAUCUCAAUUUAUUAGAAGAUUUGACCCCUCCUAAUGUAGGAGAAAGUAAGGAGGAAAGGACUUUCAGAAACUGGAUGAAUUCACUGGGUGUAAGCCCAUUUGUUAAUCAUUUAUACAGUGACCUCUCUGACGCUUUAAUAAUCUUCCAAUUGUAUGAUAUGACUCGUGUACCGGUUGACUGGAACCACGUCAACAAACCUCCUUAUCCAUUGCUUGGUGGUAAUAUGAAAAAGAUUGAGAAUUGCAAUUAUGCAGUAGAACUCGGGAAGACAAAAGCCAAAUUCUCACUGGUUGGUAUUGCUGGACACGAUCUAAAUGAGGGUAAUCCAACUCUGACUUUGGCUUUGAUAUGGCAGCUGAUGAGAAGGUAUACUUUGAACGUACUAUCAGACCUUGGAGAGGGGGAAAAAGUAAAUGAUAACGUUAUUAUUAAGUGGGUGAAUCAGACACUUACAAAAGCAAAUAAGAAAACUUCAAUUACAAGUUUCAAGGAUAAAUCAAUUAGCACUAGUUUACCUGUCCUAGAUUUAAUAGAUGCCAUUGCACCAAAAGCAGUUCGUCCAGAAAUGGUCAAGAGAGAAGAUCUUUCUUACCAAGACAAAUUGAAUAACGCUAAGUACGCCAUUUCAGUUGCUCGAAAAAUUGGUGCUCGUAUAUAUGCUCUCCCAGAUGAUCUGGUUGAAGUGAAGCCAAAAAUGGUGAUGACAGUGUUUGCUUGUUUAAUGGGAAGAGGAUUGAACAAAAUAAAAUCAUGA